Lates calcarifer (barramundi perch) is the source of this 2943-nucleotide messenger RNA. RefSeq lists its product as uncharacterized. The transcript has 7 exons. NCBI's taxonomy places the organism in Eukaryota, Metazoa, Chordata, Actinopteri, Centropomidae. Gene Ontology annotation, biological process: regulation of cell shape. The record is from RefSeq and is a predicted model, not a curated record. The coding region runs from base 628 to 1551 and encodes 307 amino acids. Gene Ontology annotation, cellular component: membrane; cytoplasm.
UCAUACAGAGGAAGUCCUUGUCUUUAGGAACUGUGACUGCAAAGGGGUGUUACCAAAGAAUUAUAUUAAAAAGCGGGUGUAACCCACCGCUCGGAUCAAGUUGUGUCUGGUGUUAGUAGAAGAGAAUACAGCAGUUCCAGUUGUUUCAGUUCACAAUAACCUGCUUUUUGGACUAACUCAACUUUAUUUACCUUUUUGCUGUUGAGAGGUACAGGAGACUCUUCAAUGUGAGAGAGGUGUCGACAGCAGGAAGAAGAGGAGAAGCUGAGGAGGGAGACAGAGGAGGAGUGGUUGAAGACAGCCCAGAAAAAGAGGAAGUGCUUGAGGGACCAGUGGUUCAGUGAAACAACUCCGCCUCCUGUCAUUCUUACAUUCAACAGCUUCAGCACUGUUCCUCCGCUGCAGGACGAAGCAGACGAGCACACGGCAGAGGAACAAACCAAAAGUCAAAAUACGCCUGAGGACAAGAAGGAAGAGGCAGCUGAUGCCAGAGAAGAGGAACAAGCUUCCCAAGAAGAAAACAACGAGUGUGUCAACUGUACAGCCACAGCCAGAACACACAACCACUAUCAGGCUGCAACUGACGAGGACAUACGAGUGAAUAAAGAAGAUCACUUGUCCAUACAAAUGGCACAAAGGAUGUUUCAUGAAAGUGGGGAAGAUGGCCGAUCAGUCCUGGGAAUGUUGGCAGUGCAGGUCGAGAGAGACCCCAAGACAGGUGCUACUGUCGUUAGGUCAGUGGCCCCCGUGUCCACACCGGCUGGAGCUCCGACGGCUACCACAGUCUUCGACGAUGGCAGGAAGAGUAUCCACGCCGUCGGUGGGUCAGGAGAACAACCCUCGACAGAGGAACUUGGGCAGAUCUUGAGUGUCAUCGAUGGUGUUGGGAUGAAAGCGCUGCUGGAUGAAGUCACAGUAACACCGACCAAGGCAGAGAUUGUAGAGGCCAGUUUCACUCCAGAGGAAAAAGUCCUGUCUUUUUCUACCCAUCAUCCCAUGGCAAAAGAGAGCAAUAUGCAGUUAGACAGCUCGAGAAGCUACAACUUGGAGGCAGAGGAGAGCACUGAGGACUGUGUGGUAUGUGUGGGAAAUGAAGAGGAUAAAAAAGAGGACAGAGGGAUCAUAGCAGUUCGAGACAUUGCAGGAACAAUAGACAACGUUGAGGAUCAGAAGCUGGAGGAAGGCCCAGUCACUCUUGUGUUCCUGGGAUACACUGAUGCCACAACUGGCCAAGAUGACAACCAAGAGGAUGAUGAAGGCAUGCUUACUGCGGAACGAGUGAUUAUCACUGAUGAUGGAGAAGAACUCGUCUUAGGACCUGAAACAUCUGCUUCACCUCCAUCAACCUUAAACAAAGCAGCAGAGCAAGAGGGAGGGAAAGGGUCCCAAGAUGAAGUAUUUCAGGAUAUUCCCCUGGAUGGAAACAAAGCAGGAGUUAAAGUUCAGGAUGAGAAAGGUGACAGGGGGCUGCAUAAAGCAAAUUCAGCCAGUAUAGCAGAGGGAGAAAACACUUCCAAGAGCAAGACCUGUCAGUGUUGUUCUGUCAUGUAAGAAAAUGAUUGAAGAGAGAGACUCCCUCAUCAGGCUUAAUCAUAACGUUUGUUAUGUUUUUAUACCCUUGUGCCUUCUAUUACACACCAUAUACUACACUGCUUCCUUAAUGACAGAUAAUGAGAGCUUAUACCACUCUCUGGUAUGGUCUUACAAUGGUUUUGGCUCUGAGCACCCACUGCUUCACUUUGCCAAAGACAGAGACAUUUAUGAGGUCGUAAGUCUUUGCAGCAGCUGUGGACUGUCAGCAGCUCUGAAGGACUACUAAAAUCCACUCCCCCCCCUGGUGGUCAAAGCUGAGAAUUUCAACAUGGACUCCUGCAGACAUGCAGGUACUUCUUAUCUCAAAUGAUUCCUCUUUUUCUCUGCCUUGGGACUUGUCCUAUGCCUUAUCAGCCAAAAAGAUUCCAUACAUUUAGCUGUGUUUCCUCCAGGAAUGGGAAAAGAGCAAAAGAUGUAUACUGUGGCAUAAAUAUUUCUUGACUAGACUAAGUGUGAUUCAUGGAGAUUUAAUGUUAAUUUUAAAUUUUCAAAAAAUGAGUGACUUUUGUAACAUCCUUUGAUAAUUCUUGUACCUGACUUCUCAGGGCUGCAGCUGCUGCUGAAGACAAAAUUGAUGUUUCUGAGAAUCUGGGUGUUUGGAGUUAGGAGUUUGUAUUGUAUUUCCAUGGUAACUUGUAUAAGCCUGGCUAAGAUAUAUUUAGGUGUCAAAUGUCUUAAACUAAUGGUUCAACAUUUUGGGAAAUACCCUUAUUUGUUUUCUUGCUGAGAGCUAGAUGAGAAGAAUAUCACUCUCAUGUCUGCACAGUUACUAUGGAGCUACAGCCAGCAGCUGCUUAGCUGUAGCUUAGGACAAAGAAACAGUUAGUGAGCUUCAGGGGUUCGAGUAGAAAUAUUUUUAUUAUUUUUCAACAAAGCCAAGCUAUCUUUUUCCACAUUUCCAGUCUUUAUGCUAACCUAAUCUAAGCUAACUGGCUGCUGAUCGGAGCUUCAUAUUUACCAUACCGACACAGACAUGGUAUCAAUCCUCUAAGUCACAGCAAGAUGUCAGACUACUCCUUUAAAUUGGGUUAUUUCAGGACAGAAACACACAUUUUUAGAAUAUUUCUCCUCCAGAGUUAUAUUUGUGGUAUUGUGGAAUAGAUUUGAAACUCCAUAGGAAAUUAUGUAGGAAGAUCAAAUUUGCCAAAAAUAUAUUUAGUAGUUAAAUUACCAAUGAAAAUGUGGGAAAAAUUUGGAAGAAUUUGGACGCUUGACCUCAGUAUAUCAUACCUGGCAACUGUCUGCUAAAGUGUUUUAUUAUGCCUAUCUCUGUAAUUUGGUAUACAGCUGAUAAUUACAGUGGAUGCAAACUGGCAUAUAUGGUUAUAAAACAGAAUAUAACAAUGUUAA